Molecule: messenger RNA, 3198 nt
Organism: Artibeus jamaicensis (Jamaican fruit-eating bat)
Lineage: Eukaryota; Metazoa; Chordata; Mammalia; Chiroptera; Phyllostomidae
Gene: GPRIN1
Product: G protein regulated inducer of neurite outgrowth 1
Biological process (GO): neuron projection development
Cellular component (GO): plasma membrane
Source: RefSeq, a predicted model, not a curated record
AUGCCCGGGGCGGGGCGCGGGGCAGGAGCGCCGAGCCGGCGCGGGGGACCGCGGUGCAGAGUCCGCGGGUCUGCCCGCCAGCCCGGCUGGAGGCAGCCGAGGCCGCUCGGGCGGCGGCCCCGGGACCCGGAGCGCAGCGUGCGAAGGAGACAGAUCAACGGCACGGCCGGAGCCAGACCGAAGCUUGGGGCUGCAGCUCCGUCACGCGGGCCGUUGGGCGGUGCUGAAGAGCCAGCCUGGUUCCAGGGGCUUCGAAAGGGCUCGUCCCCGAGGACCAGCCCUCAGCCCUCAGCCCUCAGCUGCCCGCAGGAUGGGCACCAAGGGACUGGGUGCCCGGCCAUGAGGGAUUACCGCCCCUCUCCGCUGAAGGCCAGCGUGGUUGCACCUGGGCACAGCCCUGCUCACAGCCUUGGCAUGGACUCCAGACACAGCAGCCCCAGUGGGGCCGGGGGAGGGGCCUCCUGCUCUGAUGGUCCUGGCGGGAGCUUGGCCUGCCCACCCCUGACCUGCGUUCCUCCCCAGGAGGCAGCCACCGAGGAGACAGUGGGGACACAUGGAGCCUCGAUCUCUGGGACACCAGAAGUCACCUUCUCUGGAAAGCCAGAGCCUGUGUCCUCAGUGAAAACUGACCCCUCACCCUUGGAGGACAGAAAUCCUAUGUUUUCGGAGAAGAUGGACUCCAAGUCUUCAGAGCAGGCAGAUUCUACUUCCACAGGACAGGAAGAUGCCGGGCCCUUGAGAAAGGCAGGCCCCAUGUGCAUGGGAAAGGCGGAGCCUGCAGUCCUGGGGAAGGGGGAUCCUGUGGCUUCUGGAAGAAUGGAUCCUGGGGCCCCAAGACAGGAGGGUCCUGGAUCCUGGGGAGGGGCAGACCCUGCGUGCUUGAGCAAGGUGGACCAAGCAUCGCCGAGGAGCGGGGAUCCCACACCCUCAGCCACAGUGGACUCUGCGUGCCCGAGACAGGAGGAACCCAGGGAUUCGGGACAAAAGCUUCCUGGGUCCUCAGAAGAAGCGGGUGCUGCACCUGCAGGCAAGGUGGAUCUUGGGUCCUUGGGAAAGAGAGACCCCGGACCCUCAGGAAAGGUGCAUCCCAGGUCCUCGGAAAACACCGAGUCUGCACCUGCAGACAAGGCAGGUCCUGGGUCUGCUGGAAAGCUAACUCCAGGGUCAUCAGGCAAAAUCGAGCCUGCAUCCCCCGGAACAGUGGCUCUGGAGCCGGCAGCGGGGGGCCGACUCCUGGAGAAGACAGGCCCUGUGCCUGCGGGAAAUGUGAAAACUGCAUCCCCUGCCAAAGAGGACCCUCCGCCCCUGGGAGUGAUGGACGCUGCUGCCUCAGGAAAGGCAGACCCUGUGUCUGAGGGAAUGACCAAAACCGGGUCUGCUGGACAGGCGGCGGCUGUGUCUUUAAGCGAGGUGGGUCCAGUCUCUCUGGGAAAGGUGGACCCCGCGUCCUCGGGAAAGCCAGAGCCCUGGUCUCCUGGGCAGGCCAAACCGAUGUCUGUGGGAGGGACAGAAACUGUGUCCACGGGGAAGGGGCACCCAGGCUCCUCCAGAAAGGCGGGCCCCAUCAGUGCUGUGGGAAGUAUAAAAACACCGUGUUCUGGAAAAGUGAAUCCUGAAUCUUCAGGGAAGAUAGACCCUGUGGCCUCAGUUCCAGGGGACCCCAAGCUCCUGGGAACAGUGGGACCCUCGUCCUCUGUAGAAGCCGAGGCAGCAACUGGGGGGAAAGCAGCUCUGCUGUCCUCAGAAAAGGCAGGUCCUGUGACCUCUGGGAAGCUGAGUCCCACGGGCUCAGGGAAGGCCGAUCCCCCCGCCUGGGGCAAGGUGGACCCCGUGAGCCGGGGGAAGGCAGAAAUCCUGCCCCCAGGAAAGGCGACAGACUCUGUGUCUUCAGGAGAGGUGGCCCCCCCAACUCUAGGGAAAACAGUCCUCGAACCCUCGGGAAAAGCAGGAGCUGUCCCAGAGGAAAAAGUGGGUCCCCUGCCUCCAGAGAAGGGGGACCCUGAGAACUCCACGAAGGUGGACCCCAGGGCCUCGGGGAACGCAGAACCCAAGUCCCAGGGCAAAGCAGUGACAAAGCCCCCUGAGCAGGAGGGUCCCAAUUCAACAGGAAAAGCAGAGGCUGCGACUCAUCAAGAGAAGCCCCUGGCCUUGGAGAAGGGGGAUCCUGGACCCUCAGGAACAGCAGACUCUGUUGCCUCUGGGAAGGUGGAGCCUGUAGCCCUGGGGAAGUCCGACUCUGCACCACCUGGGGGAAAAGUGGAGCCCACUUCCUUGGGGAAUGUGGCCCCCUUAACUCUAGAUGGGGCAGAGGCCUCUCUCCCCUGGCAGUCAGAUAGUAAAGCUUGCGGCUCCGCCUAUUCUCCCUCGGGUGCUAGCAGCGGUGGGGACUGCGUAGAACCCGCGCCAGCGACAAGCACAGAGGCCCGCAGUCUGGGGCAGAAAGAACCCGUCGCCGCUGGGGCCCAGGGAAGCCCCGGCCCGGAGACUGAAGCGCCCCCACCUGGGCCGCGAACUCGUGACAACUUCACUAAGGCGCCGUCGUGGGAUGCCAGCGCCCCGCCGCCACGCGAGGACGCGGGCACUCAGGCGGGCGCUCAGCCCUGCGUGUCAGUGGCUGUGAGCCCCAUGUCUCCGCAGGAAGGUUCGGGCGGCCCGGCCUUCAGCUUCCAGCCGGCGCCGCGCGAGCCCAGCCCCGCGCCUAGGCAGCCGUCGCGCCGAGACGCGGGCCUGCAGGUGUCGAUGGGGGCCGCGGAGACGCGCUCUGUGGCCACCGGGCCCAUGACGCCGCAGGCCGCAGUGCCUCCCGCCCCGCCGCCCGCCUUCCCCGAGGUGCGGGUGCGGCCCGGCUCGGUGCUGGCUGCCGCAGUGGCGCCCCCGGAGGCGGCCGAGCCCGUUCGCGAUGUGAGCUGGGACGAAAAGGGCAUGACGUGGGAGGUGUACGGCGCCGCCAUGGAGGUGGAGGUGCUGGGGAUGGCCAUCCAGAAACAUCUGGAGCGACAGAUCGAGGAGCACGGCCGCCAAGGGGCACCCGCGCCGCCGCCCGCCGCCCGCCCGGGCCCGGGCCCGGGCCGUGCAGGCUCAGUGCGCACCGCGCCCCCGGAGGGCAACGCCAAGCGCCCGCCUGGCCUGUUCCGCGCGUUGCUGCAGAGCGUGCGCCGGCCGCGGUGCUGCUCCCGGGCGGGACCCACGGCUGAGUGA